Messenger RNA from Dothidotthia symphoricarpi CBS 119687, 1663 nucleotides. RefSeq lists its product as uncharacterized. Bases 230 to 1294 code for a protein of 354 amino acids. NCBI's taxonomy places the organism in Eukaryota, Fungi, Ascomycota, Dothideomycetes, Pleosporales, Dothidotthiaceae. The transcript has 2 exons. The record is from RefSeq and is a predicted model, not a curated record.
GGAUGACCAGUAGAAUACAGCAGAGUGUAACGACGACAAGCCAAACGAAUGCAAAGAGGUUCGCGGUAUGCUAAGCUAGUUAUCGGAAUUCGGAUCCAUCGUCUCCGAGCCGAGGCUUGCGACAAUUUCUACACCAUAAUGUGACAACAUCCUAUCACGCGCUCGCUAUAUUGCCCAUCCGUUCUUUCCUUGUAUAUAUCAGUCGCUCUUCGCUAUCCUUCCGGCCGACAUGCGCACUAUGGCGCUACUUGUCGUGGCGGGCGCAGCUAUCGCAGCGUUCGCAUCGCAACCUACUCUACGAAAUAGCAUCAUCAUGCACACAGUGAAGAUGUUACAAUGGACAGGAUACGACAAACCAGGUGGAGUAUGGAGGAUCCUUGCGAUCCUUCUAGCGCUGGUGAACCUGAAGAACCUGCCAGGUGUAUGGCAUUUACGUUUCUUCCGCGCUCUCUUCUACCAGAUUUACCUGCAACCAACCCCGAUCCCCCCUCACGCGCUCUUCCAUCCAGUCAUAACCUCAUCCCGCACCACCCUCCUCGAAACCGACUACAAUUUACACAAGUCCAACAGUACAUAUUUCAGUGAUAUGGACAUUAGCCGCACACAUCUAUUCACUGCAUUGAUACGUAACGGUAUCAAGAAAAAUAGCCGCCUAUAUGGUGCGAAGAAAACCGCCCUGAAUGGAGCGAUAGGCGCCACAGAAGGCACCAGAGGUGGUCAUCUCAUUGCGUUAGGAGGUGUGAGCUGUCUGUUUAAGAGGGAGAUCAAGCCAUAUGUCAAGUAUGAGAUGUGGACGCGAUUACUAUGUUGGGACCAAAAAUGGUUCUAUUUAGUUACGCAUCUUGUGAAACCUGGACAUAAUCAUGCGAAGCAGUGGAGUUUGCAGCCUUGGAGAAAAGAUGAACGGACCAAAGGAGAAAAGGAGCAUGACGACAAAGAACUGCUCAAUGCAGUUUACGCAACCGCCAUCGCGAAAUAUGUCACGAAGCGCGGACGCAUUACUGUGCCACCUGAGGUUGUGUUGGCUGAUGCGGGUAUGGUGCCGCAGAAACCUGAGGGAUGGGUGUAUCAAGCGAAACGCAAACCAACCUCCAAAGCAGCCGACAAUAAUGUGACUCCCAACCUUCGACCAGAGCCAGUUGAUGGAACUGAGUGGAAUUGGGACAUCAUCGAAGCAGAACGUCGCCGGGGCUUGGUGGUUGCACAGAAAUUCGCUGAGAUGGAUGGCAUGCAUGGUUUUUUCGAUGGGGGGAAGGACGGCGUGAUGGGUGAGUAUGUUGAUUUACUGUUCUAGACGACGAAUAUAUGUAGAUAUGGAUAUACCCUAGACUUGGGAGUGGGAGAAGAUAUGGGCGUUGUCGGCUAUCUACACACACUGUUCCCUUCAAGUUUUAGCAAAGUAAUAGUGGGCAGGAGUUCACCAUUCAACAACCAAAGCUAUAAGAGUUCUUUUGCCAAACACACUAAAAACUGGCAAUGAGCGCACAAAACGGUAUAUCCACAAAGGUGGGGUUGAUAGAAGAACACGAAACUGACGCGUCGCGAUCGCGGUACAUGCUUUGCUUAGUCAGUCGCGUAUCUGAUCAGCCAUCUUUUCCGUCUUGUUUCCCCUCUCCUUUAUUCUGCGGUACUCAUUUGGCUGGACACUGAUACGACUCGAGAC